AUGGAUGGCCAUGGUUUUGAACCUCUGAAAAUGGAGGGGACACAGCCCUUUCAAAAGAUGCUUAAAGGAGAGCCGACAGAGUAUGAGCUAAGCACCAUCUUCACAGAUACCAUGGCAACAGGGUCACUGUCCAUUAAACAGGAGUCUUACUCUGCAACCAUGAAGUAUGAACCUGACAGCCCACUGAACAUCAAAGAAGAACACUUUGAAAUCACAGUCAUGGUCCCAGAGGAACCCACAGGUCUGGAAAUGAAGCAGUCUGCCAGUAGUAAAAGCUGUGGUGAGGGGUCCAAGCUUGCCGAAACAUCCCCCUCCUCACCUAUCCAAUCAGACUAUGAGUCAGAGUUGGAUGAUGGCCGUGAUCCCAGCUGGGCUCCGUAUACUCAAAAAGCACGCACAUCCAAACCAAAGGUCCACUGUACUCCCAGCAUAACUCAGGACUCCCCCAAAAUACGAGUCAGGAAGAUGAGACUGCCCGCUGAAAAGCCUGCAAUACAGCAACCAUUUCAAAAUCAAAAAAAGUGGCCAAAUUCUGAUGAAAAAUCUAAACAACUGGACCGACUCAUCACAGAAAUGAUAAUCACUGACAGCCAGCCAUUUACGAUGGUGUCUGAUGCUGGCUUCAAGCGACUUCUUGCAGUGGCUGAGCCAAGGUACACAUUGAAAAAUGAGAAGUUUUACCGUACCGAAAUGCUUGAACAAAUUCACCGCCAGGUUGUAGCCAAGAUAAAGACCCUCAUCCAAGCAGAGAAUGCUGGUCAAUGUCUUGCUUUCACUACUGACUGCUGGUCUAGUACUACAGAGUCACUCAUGAGUCUCACUUGCCAUUUCAUUGACAAUAGCUGGAAAAGAAACCAGGUAGUCCUGAACACAAAAGCAAUGCAUGGUUCCCAUACUGACCAAUACAUAAGGGAAAUAUUCUUGGGCAUGCUUGAUGACUGGGGAAUAGGCCAAAACCGAGUGAUGCUUGUGCUUCGUGACAAUGGAGCAAAUAUGGUCAAAGGAAUGAAGCUAGUUGAUCUUCCAGACCUUAGCUGCACAGCACAUUUACUACAGCUUGUGGUGAAUGAUGGUUUGAUGAGCCAAAGAGCUGUGAUAGAUAUAACUGCAAUGUUGAAGAAAUGUGCAACACAUUUCCAUCAUUCUGUUCUUGCCAAGGAGCGUUUGGGGGCCAUUCAGAAUGAACUUGGUCUGCCUAAGCACAGUUUGAUUCAGGCUGUCCCAACCAGAUGGAACUCAACGCUACACAUGCUACAAAGAAUGCUGGAACAGAGGUGUGCUCUCAAUGCCUAUGCAGGCAAAUACGGAGGGUAUGAAUGUCCAAAUGCAGACCAGUGGGACAUUGUAAGUAAUUUGGUUGAAACUCUCCUUUUAGUUGAAGAGGUGACACUUGAUGUGAGUCAGAACACUUCAUCACUGUCUUGCAUCAUUCCAUGCCUGACAGUACUAAAAAUGCUGCUUCAAGAUGAUGAAGGACCUUCCACAAGAGGAAUAGGAACUCUUAAGCAGGUCAUGAGAGAGUCUCUCAGCAAACGCUUUCCAAAACUUGAGGAAACGAAAUGUGUGGUGCUUGCUUGUUUCUUGGAUCCCCGCUACAAGCAUCAUGCUUUUUCCUGUGAGCAAACAGCUCAGAAAGCCAAAGAGUGGCUUUGUGAAGACAUUGCACAACAAGGACAAAUUGAGGAGAGCAAUGCAAGUAUAGAAGCAAAAAGGAAGCGAAUUGAGAGUAUAGCCUCUCAUGGCCGGAUUGAUGAAAUGUUCAACCACUUAUUAGGACCCCACACAAGCAAGGCUGUACACCAUACAACCAUUGAGGAUGAAGUAGAUCUCUAUAUUAAGGAACCAUUGAUUGAUCGCCGAAAUGGAGAUCCACUACUUUGGUGGAGUGAAAAUGAAGGACGCUUUCAGCUACUUGCUGCGCAAGCAAGGAGAUAUCUCUGUCCCCCACCCUGUUCACUUCCUAGUGAAAGAGUUUUCAGUGAAAUUUCACUGGUACAUGACAAAAACAGGAGCAGGCUCACAGGAGAAAAUGCUGAAAGGCUCUGCUUUCUUCACCACAACCUAGUGCUACUUGACUGGAAGUACUAG
Chanos chanos (milkfish) is the source of this 2088-nucleotide messenger RNA. Its product is annotated as zinc finger BED domain-containing protein 4-like. Gene Ontology annotation, molecular function: protein dimerization activity. NCBI's taxonomy places the organism in Eukaryota, Metazoa, Chordata, Actinopteri, Gonorynchiformes, Chanidae. The transcript is spliced from 3 exons. The record is from RefSeq and is a predicted model, not a curated record. Bases 1 to 2088 code for a protein of 695 amino acids.